AGAGCGCGUGGGUGUACCAUGUAAUCGGGCUGGUCCCAGACGCUGAGCUCAUGAAUAAUGUAGCUGCCAAAACUUUCUGCACCGCCCAAACUCUGAGAGUUUGGGGUAACUUUGUUUGGGAUACUCCGAGAGCCGCCACCAUUGCCAGCACUGCGGUGGAAAGUACGCAGCGCUUCAAGAUCAAGAUAAUGGGUAUGUAAAGAGGAGGGGGGAACCCUCUCUCGCCCUCUCCCUUUCAAGCAUCGCGUCUUGGUCCAUCCUGUAAGAAAGGCUGACAGAUCAAAAGCUUAGGAGCUUGGCCUCCUUCUGUGCAAGCGCCAGGGGAGGGAGGAAGCGUAGGUCAGGCCUGGAACGGAACGCUGCCGGACCUCCUGGAAGCUCCAGCGUUCUAAAUCAGAACGUUCACCGGACUUUCAACGUUCGAAGUCGGAACGUUCACCUUCUCCCACCCUGCACGGCCGCCGCCGCCGCCCAUCUCUCUCCCUACCCGGAUACUUAAUUCGAGUCUCAGGCCCCAUUGGAAUUCGGGGCAGCGAGACUGAGCUCUCCCUCCCGUGACAGCCGCGACUGCAGAUCGUUCCUUUCGUCCUUUAAAGGAGCUGCUUGCUUAGGGUGAGUUGUAGCAAACUUUUGGAAGCUGUUGUAGGGGAAGAGAGAGAAAAGUUGCAUAACUUUCCUUCGGGGCCUGAGUUAGACGUGCUUCAUCUGUUCUUGGAGAUCCAGUCGAGAUAAAGAUUCAGUUUUGGGAGGGAGGGGACAGCUGCCUUGGAUUUUGCCGCUAAAGCCGCCGGGGCCUUUGGGGAAAAGGAAAAAAACCGCAAAACAAACGAGCUUACUACGGUUCCGAAAAAUUUUGCUUGGGAACUACUUCGAAGAGUUUGUUUUUAGUUGCCCCGUCUCGGAGGAGGGCUGCCUUGUCUUUUAUGACUCUUACUCAAUAAUUGUUUUGGGGGAGGGCGGUUGGAAGUCCGCAAGACACUUUUUAGAGGGUGAAAUCCUGGCCUGCCUACUUUAAUUCGCUCUUGAUUCGUUACUCCCUUCCCACUUCCCGGCUCUGCGAGGGCUUCUUGCAAGGAAGUUUUUGCGGCGCGAGGUGCGACAAUGAACCCUGCUUCCGUCCCUCCCCCGCCGGGGCAGCAAGUGAUCCAUGUCACCCAGGAUCUGGACACCGAUCUUGAGGCCCUCUUCAACUCUGUCAUGAACCCCAAGCCCAGCUCGUGGAGGAAAAAGAUCCUGCCCGAAUCCUUCUUUAAGGAGCCCGACUCGGGCUCUCACUCCCGGCAGUCCAGCACCGACUCGGGCAGCCACCCGCCGAGGCUCAGCAAUGCCGCCGUCGGGGUCCACCACGUCCGCUCGCACUCGUCUCCCGCAUCCCUGCAGCUGGGCGCCGGGGCCGGAGCUACCCCGAGCCCGGCUCAGCAGCACGCCCACCUUCGCCAGCAAUCCUACGACGUGACGGACGAGCUGCCGCUACCUCCGGGCUGGGAGAUGGCGCUCACGCACACGGGCCAGAGAUACUUCCUCAAUCAUAUAGAGAAAAUUACAACAUGGCAAGAUCCUCGAAAGACGAUGACCCAGACACUGAAUCACAUGAGCCAUCAUCCUUCAGCUACUUCGACCCCAGUAACACAGAGAUCGAUGGCAAUGUCACAGCCCAACCUUGUAAUGAAUCAUCAGCAUCAGCCACAGAUGACGCCCAGUACAACUUUAUCUCAGCAAAGCCACCCUACCCCUAACCCUCAAGCUGGCUUAAUGAGCAUGCCGAAUGCACUGACUUCCCAGCAACAGCAGCAGCAGAAGCUGCGACUUCAGAGGAUCCAGAUGGAAAGAGAAAGGAUUCGCAUGCGCCAGGAAGAACUUAUGCGCCAGGAAGCUGAUUUGUACCGACAACUUCCCAUGGAGUCUGAGAACUUGGUUCAGACAGCGGUGAGCACUCCAAACAUGACACAAGACAUGAGGUCUAUUACAAAUAACGGGUCGGAUCCCUUCCUGAACAGUGGGCCAUACCAUUCCAGGGAGCAGAGCACAGACAGUGGCCUAGGCUUAGGAUGUUACAGCAUACCAACUACACCUGAAGACUUCCUCAGCAAUGUAGAUGAGAUGGAUACAGGAGAUAAUGUAGCACAGACUCCCAUGAAUAUCAACCCGCAACAGACCCGCUUCCCUGACUUCCUUGACUAUCUUCCAGGAACAAAUGUUGACCUUGGGACAUUGGAGUCUGAAGACCUGAUUCCCAUCCUCAAUGAUGUGGAAUCAGUCCUCAACAAGAACGAGCCCUUUCUCACCUGGCUGUAACCUAUCCCGCAACAUUUUCUUUCCCUCUAGAAAUUAAGGCAGAGUACCCUCCAGUCCCUCAGCUAACCAACCUGAUGCAUUACUGACUUCUGCCAGACCACUUUGUGUCAAUGAAUCUUGGUCUUGAGUUCACUGACAAUAACUUAAGUAUGAAAUAUAUACAAAUAUACAUAUAUAAAUAUAUAUAGAUAUAUAUCUAUUUUUAAGACAUAGAAUUACUUAUACACAUCUAUAAUUGUUCAUCUUUAUUUACAUAGAGAUGUUUUGAGGACAUGAGAGCAAUCUUUUUGCACUAUGUCUGAACUUAAAAUCAUUGGUUACGCGCAACAAUUUUAAUUAACCAAAAAAGAGAGUUGACUGAAAGAAACUUUAGCCUGUAGAAGGGUUCCAAAAAACCCCCUUACAUGUAAUGAAGUAGAGUGCAGUCCUACAGUUGCAUUUAUGACUGUACCAAAUGCUUGUUAUCUAUAUAAUCUGAGCUUUAAAAAUCAUUUAUUUUUGAGUAAACUCAUGCUGUGUAGAAUACACAGCAUAUUUUUUUUUAAGAAUUCCAUUCAGCAACAGGAUCUUUUUUAAAAAGCUUGCUAAAGCAUAAAAAUACUAUUUACAUAUUUUUUCCAAUUUCUGUAUGGUUUGUAGGAAAGACAUAUCUCCAAACUAAAAGUAAGUGAAAUAUUUUACUUACACUUUUUACAUUACUUCAGUAUUUUAAAAUUGACCAGGUUGGUACUAAUUGAUGCCAUUUUAAUGUGAUUACAUGCAGGUCAGUUUUUUAAAACUACAUUUUAUAUGUUAGCUGCUUAAAAUACACUACAGUUUUACAAUGGAACAUAAAAGCAAUAAACUUUCCAUUGUGUCAUAUAGACAUGAAAUAAAAACACAUUUUCUAAAUUCAGGGCAAAGACAUGGCACAGUUUGACAUCACUGAAUGCAUUAGAAAUUAAUUUUGUAAAGCCUCAUUAUCUUUUUUAAAUGAUUAUGUAUUUUGUUGAUGAAAAUAAAAGCUAGAAACAGAAGCUUUACUUUAUCCAAUAGUUGAUAAGCCAGCAUCUCUUUGUCAGUGAGGCGAAGAUGCUAAGAUUCUUAGCCAAUUGCAUGUUACUUCUGACAUAUGGGACACAAGGCACUAUAUCUGUUGUAUCCAUACCUAUUCUAUUCCUAUAAAGGAUGAUAAAAUAGCUAAUAUUUGGGACUGAGAAUGCAUCAAAGGCUUCAAAACCCUACUUCCCCUGAAAUGCAAAUGAUGUCCCGAGAUCCAUAAGUAUUUUAACUGAUAUUAUUUAUAUUCUAUGAAUUUUAAGCUUUUUUAUAUUGAAGAAACACAGUCCUUUUAUCGAAGGCAUUAUAACUAAUACUAGCCUCUUUACAUAAUAUGCAGGGCAAGCAAGGGACAUGGCUUCUUGCUGUGCUUCAGGUUCAGUACUGGGCAGUGGAUUGGGUUAUCUCCCCUUCCUUUCUUUUCAGUUGAGAAAAAGGCAGGUGAAAUGGGUGGGAGGUUGCCGUCAUUGGAAUAUGGGCUUGGAAGGAGAAAGGUUAUGGGACAAAAUACAGAUAAGGAUGCUGGAGAAUUAGAAGGACAGGCUAGGGGAGUUGCUUGUAUGGAGAACCACCACUGAUCAAUGAAAUGCCCGUGAAUACUAUUUUAUGGGAGAAUUAUUGCAUGAAGGUAGCUGUCCUGGCAGCACCAGGGUAGGUUGUGGGGUGGGGGGGGAACCACUUUCUAAAUGUGGAUGAUGAAAGAUCAAAAGCAAUGAUGUUCAAUGUUUGACUCAGAAAAAAGUGUGUGUGUGUGUGUGUGAGUGUGUGUGUGAGAGAGAGACAGAGAGAGAGAAAGAGAGAGAGACAGACAGACAGACACACACACACACACACAGAGAGAGAGAAAUACUGGAUGAGGUGGGUGAAAGACUAGGCGGUUAUAACUUUAGUUUGCUUUAGCAGAUCAUUGACCUGCAUAAAAUAUUUUCAGUCAAUGGGCAUUUUCUCUUUUGUUUUAAGUGUUGUCUUCUUUUUCUCUCAUAACACAUAGAAUUUAUUGUUAAGAGAGUAGUAAAAUUGUCUUUGAGCAAUAUUAUGGCAUUUUCCAUUAUUUACGUAUAUUGGCUGUAAAACAAAAAGCCAGCAGCCCUUAAGGUUGUUUUUUUCUCUCUCUAAGUUAUGUGAACAUUUUUUUUUUACUUUCUUUUUUAGAUACUCAGAAAACAAGACAGUUUUAAGGCCAGAUCAAAAUCUCACGUAAAUCAGUGUUCCUCAAGUUAAGUGGGGUUUUUCUCUCUUGCAAAAGGCAGAAACAAUGCCAUGAUUGUAUAGGAUCACUUGACAGUGCCUGGUAUUUUGAAUGUGAGGAUAUAUGAGCCAGCCAACUGUAUGUACAGUUACAAAGGAGCAUGCUGGGCUCAUAACUGGGAUAAAUCACUGAAAGGAUUGACUGAAGAAGGAUGGCUUAGUUCAAGGGAGGAUCUGGACCAAUAUGUUUACACUGAAGAGCCAGUUCCAACAUUUACAGUGCAAUCCUAUGCAUGUCUACUCAGAAGUAAGCCCUCAUGCAUUAUCUUUGGCUGACUCCCUAGCAAGCGUGUAUAGGAUUGCAGUUUUAAUUGCCCAUGGGAGGGGGUAAAGAAUUCUACAUGCCCAUUCGUGCAUCAAAAAUGCCCAUUAGCAAUUCUUUCCAAGUAGCAUGAACUGUACCUACAGGAUUCUGUCUCUUUUCUUUUUUGAAGAAGUGGUCCUAGAUUUUAGCUUAAGUCCAAAUAGCUAUCAUGUCAGGUGGCAGUUGCGUAGAAGGGACCGUUGUGAGGGCCGUACACUUUGUCUAUGUUUUGAUGGGGGCAUUCCAGCAAGGGAAGAGUGUUCCAUUAAGCCAUAAAACAGCUUCUCAAAAAUUGGCUGGGAGGCCAACUUCAGUCUCAGGUAAGCAAUGCCAUUUGUAGAGCACUACCAACAAUUUCACUUAGAUCUAGCAGAUCCCUCUGCAUAUGGGAAAAGAUCUCUGUAUCCUAGUAGUGCUACCUUCUUCUUAGAGAUCAGUGAAGGAUACCCACUUUUAUUGGCACACCUCUGGAGCUUUGGAUUGGAGGGACUAGGAAAGAAAAAUGUGGAGAACACGAGAGAAAGUGAUGGUGUCACACUUUGCUCAUGGAACUGCUCUUUCCUCAAUCUCUCUUCCUCAUUCCUUUUACAGGAGAGGGUAAAAUCCAAGAAAGAUAACAUUGGAUUGAAACACCCUGAGGUGCAUUUUGAUCAGUGAGGCCUGCUUGUUGAAGUCUGCAAUACUAAGCACAUUUACCUCUGCAGCUCAGUGGGACUUACUUCUGAGUCAACAUGUGUAGGAUUGUGAUGAAAAUGCAAAGAGUCUCUCCACUGGAGAGCUGAGCUAUACUGUGAUGGGGUUCAGUUGAGAAUCAGGUCUAUGCGUCAGGAAAAGGGGGCUUCUACAAGCCCGCUGAUAUUCUGUGCCUCUGAUUACAAAUAUAGUGACUGUCAGAGGUGCAAAUCAAACAACUAUUAUUGUAAAACUACCAGAUUUUUUUAAAAGUAAUGAACCAAAUGAUAGUGAAGAUGAAGGGAGGGGGUUGCUCUAACAUUUGCAGAAAUGGGGUGGGGGAGAAUCAGGACUUUGAUUACUUAGUGCAAUCCUAUUUUCAAAUACUUUGUAAAGCUUUGAGAUAGGUGUGCAAUGCAAACCUGAGCAGAGUUCUUUCUAACUGAGUCUAACGUUAAUUAUUUGACAAAAUGUCAGUGUAAGACGUUGGUUUGUGAAAUUUAUUAUUAUUAUUUUUUUUUACACAAAACUACUUCUUUCAACAAUGAAAAAAUAUGCUACUGGAGCAGAGAUACUGCUGAUCAGGGAUGCCAAAUGGUAGCAUAUGUCAAUGCUGAUUGUACUCAAGUGGUGUGUGGGGUGGGUGGGGGGUUGAUAACUUAUGAUCUGGGAGUACUGUUAGUUCAGUAGUUUUCAAACUGAGUUUGGGAGAACCUCUGUGAUUCCUCGGCAGCAGAUUGAGUUCCUUCAUGGGAAAAUAAUGGUGGAUGAGCUUUCCUGUAAGAGAGCUUGCUUGCCCACUGUACAGCAAAAGUCAGUAUAGUGUGGUGGCUAGAGAGUCAGACCAGGCUCAGCUCCCCACUCAGCCCUGAAACUGGGUCACCUUGAGCCAGGCAUUAGCCAAACCUAUACCUCACAAGAGUGUUGUGAGGGUAAAAGGAGGGAAAGUGCCAUGUAUGUCAUCAAGGGUAGCUCCUGGAGAAUAGAAUUCUAAAGCAGUAAGGAGCCAGUCCUUUGGCUGCUAGGCAAAAUCAGGGCAGCCAUAGGAUAUUUCAGAGCCUGCCCCUCUGACCUCAGGAAAUUGCUCCCCCAUCCUGCUCUUGCAGCCAGCGUGCAAGAACCACUCCAGCUGUGGCUCCAGCACUGCAAAAGCGACCUCAGAGAGGACUUUUGGGGGUGGGGAGGAGAGAGGCACUGCCGGCAUAUGAAGUGUCCUGCUGGUGCUCACACUCUGAGGCAAAACACCUAAAUGGAGGCAGCCAGCCAUGCUUUGCUAGGUGGGAGAAGUUUAGAGGUCACCUCUGCAUGCCUUCCCUGCAUAGGAUGAUCCUUGUCCUCCACGUUUGGCAGCUUCAUGGGAUUGUGCUGUAAAUAAAGAGAAUCCUUUUCCCAGUAAGAGAGGAGUUUUAGAUUUGUUUCCGGGUUCAGUUGUGACUCAUGUGAGGUGCUAAUGAAGUCCAACAGGCCUGGUCAGUGCCUUGUGUUAACAGUGUGGGAACACACAAAUGUCCCCCACAAAUCUUUGGCAGUGCAACGAGGUGCCAUGGCAGUUUUGCAGUGGCUUCUCAAUAGUGUGGAAAGGGUUCCCUGAAAACAGAAGUUUGAAAACGGCUGUAUUAUUGGAAAAGAUAGCUUUGGGAAAACAAAUGCUGUGUCUUUUAUAACUUGGGGUGGGGGUGGGGGGGGGUUAAAUAUUUGUUUUCAGUAAGGGAAACUGGUGAUGAAACAAAGGUUUCUUUUUUCCUAAUAUACUACAUCCAUGUUAUGUGCUAAUACUUUAAUACUUUUUUAAAAUUUACAUCAGUUUGUUAUGCUAUAUGCCAUCUUGUGUGAGCAUUUGUUUUCAAUGUAGAAUAAUUUGCAUACAUAAGGUAUGCUUCAAAACAGAUCAGAUCAAACAGUUGUACCCAGAGUUUGGUUCUGGUUUUUUGUUUUGUUUUUUUUAAAUAUUUCUUUAAUAUUGUACAAAAUAAAGAAAUAAAGUGGAUUUAAUCAUCCUGGCUA
Molecule: messenger RNA, 7561 nt
Organism: Varanus komodoensis (Komodo dragon)
Lineage: Eukaryota; Metazoa; Chordata; Lepidosauria; Squamata; Varanidae
Gene: WWTR1
Product: WW domain containing transcription regulator 1
Exons: 6
Coding region: 1102-2295 (397 amino acids)
Biological process (GO): positive regulation of transcription by RNA polymerase II; hippo signaling
Cellular component (GO): cytoplasm; nucleus
Molecular function (GO): transcription coactivator activity; protein binding; transcription corepressor activity
Source: RefSeq, a predicted model, not a curated record